Molecule: messenger RNA, 1732 nt
Organism: Marasmius oreades (fairy-ring Marasmius)
Lineage: Eukaryota; Fungi; Basidiomycota; Agaricomycetes; Agaricales; Marasmiaceae
Exons: 8
Coding region: 145-1440 (431 amino acids)
Molecular function (GO): 6-phosphogluconolactonase activity; protein binding
Source: RefSeq, a predicted model, not a curated record
CCGCGACCCAUAAAAAGAUUGGAUGGGUUCGACUGAAAUUGUUCCAAACUUUCUUCUCAACGGGCUGGUCUCACUUUCACUUUCACUUCCUUUCGUUCUCACUUUCACUCCUUGCUCUUGCCUGUUGUAUUCGUUUCUGCAACCAUGAAAGCUUCUUUGGCCAUCAUCCACGCUGCUGUCCUCUUCUCUUCUGCUGCCUUCGCGAUCCCUGUAGCACGGGAGUCGCGUGCCCGCCAGCGCGGCAAUGCCACUGUGAAUAUGGGUCCUGCCUCGGGAGGCUCAGUUGGAGCAGCAUACUUUAUCACAAACGAGCCAGAUGGAAACUUUGUAGUUUCCGCAGACAUAGGUCAGGACGGAAAACUGACUCUUCGUCAGGCAGUCCCCGCAGGAGGAUCUGGUCUUCACGGAAACGACGGGGGAGUUAAUGGUCCUGAUCCUCUCUUUACACAAGGUGCUGUCAAAGUCAGCGCGGCUGCCAAUAUGCUUGCAACAGUUAAUGCUGGAUCAAAUACCAUCUCGGUUUUCAGUAUUGACCAGAAAGACCCUGCGGCUAUUGCACGCAUCGGUGAUCCCAUCGGGAGCGGCGGAGAAUUCCCUGUAUCUGUCGCGUUCAACAAAGCCGGUGAUAUGCUGUGUGCCCUGAAUGGGGGUGAAGUUAAUGGCGUUAGUUGUUUCAAAGUUGAUAAGAAUCAUGGACUAGUCCCUGCAGCCGGGACGAACCGACGACUCGACCUCAACCAGACGACACCUGCAAAUGGCCCUGCGGGUACCGUCAGCCAUGUGCUGUUCUCUGAAGACAACAAGCAGCUGGUUACGUCGGUGAAGGGAGUCCCGCCCAACCCUGGAUUCCUAGCGGUUUGGGACGUGAACCAGGACGGAUCCCUGUCCAAGGACUUCCGUUCCAUUGCACCUGCCAAGGGUGGACUCCUCCCAUUCUCAAUGACCCUCGUUCCUGGGAAGAACGCAAUAUUGGCUACAGAUGCGGGCGUUGGAUUCGAUGUCUUCGACUUCAGUGCCGCGGAAAACAACUCUAAUAAAAGUGUUGCGGCAGGUAAAUCGUCAGUUGUAGCCAUUGACGGACAGAAAGCGACCUGUUGGUCGAGCUUCAGCCCCAAGACUGGCAAUUUCUACUUGACGGACAUCGGGACGUCUCAGGUCACCGAAGUGAAACUUGACGAGAAUCUCAAGGGAGCCGUGGUGAAGCAAUACGACCAGGGACAAAACAGCGGUACAAUCGACAACGACAUCGCGUCGAUUGGUGACAAAGAUUUCAUGUUCGUAUUAUCCGCCAAUGCCACUCGAGUUGACGUCCUUUCGCUUGAUGCCCCCGGACAGGCGAAGAACAUCCAGAAGCUCGAUAUUGCCGGGCCUGCUAAGGCUGCGGGGCUGAAGAUCAACGGUUCCAACCUUCAAGGGAUGACCACUUUCAUCAAGAAGUGAGACAGUAAAGAGUGACGCGUCUUGGUUGUGUAGUACUAUCUAUUUCUUCAUUGGAUAACUUGCAUAGUGUAUGUUCCCGGAGUUAUACGAGGUUUGGCCCGUUCAUUUAGUGUUCGAAUUCGUCCGAAUCCUGCCUUCAGCGCGUGGGCCAACAUCUUCUUCCAAGUCCUUGCACCUUCCGACACCGGAAAAAAAGGACCUGUCAUUUGAGCUCUGUCGCUUAUCAGUCACCCACGCAUAAGAAGCGCAGAAUGUUUUGCCUGUUCCCCGAAAUAUAUGGUACUUAUGGAGC